This is a messenger RNA of Mercurialis annua (annual mercury), 1697 nucleotides long. Its product is annotated as UDP-glycosyltransferase 71K1-like. Gene Ontology annotation, molecular function: UDP-glycosyltransferase activity. The record is from RefSeq and is a predicted model, not a curated record. The transcript has a single exon. NCBI's taxonomy places the organism in Eukaryota, Viridiplantae, Streptophyta, Magnoliopsida, Malpighiales, Euphorbiaceae. Bases 90 to 1520 code for a protein of 476 amino acids.
GCCCACUAACAUUAUCUCUUCCUCUUCGAGAAACCAAACCAAAUUUGCAACUCUCAUAAAGAAGAAGAAGAAGAAGAAGAAGAAGAUACAUGCACCCAAUGGAGAAGAAGAUGAAGAAGGUAGAGCUAGUAUUUGUUUCUAUGCCGGGAGUUGGUCAUCUGGUAUCCACCAUUGAAUUUGCAAAAACCCUGAUCAACAGGUGCGAUCAUCUAUUCAUCACCAUCAUUGUCAUGAAGAUUCCCACCAUUCCAUUUCUCAAUCCAUAUGUUCAAUCAAUCGCUGCAUCUCAACCCAACAUUCACUUCAUCCAUCUUCCCGAUCAAGUGGACGGCCUUCCUCCAUUAACACACGCUGCAAAAUCCAUUCAAAGCUAUUACUGUGCUGUUAUUGACUGCUAUAAACUCUACGUCAAGAAAAUUAUCUCCGAUGUUACGUCGGCCGGCUCCGUUGCUGGGAUAGUUCUUGAUUUGUUCUGUGGUUCACUUGCUGAUAUUGGAUCUGAAUUGAGUAUCCCAUCGUUUGUAUUCUUUACGAGUGGUGCUUUAUUCUUGAGUUUCUUGCUUCAUCUGCCUGCUCGUCAUCAGCUGGUUGGCUCUCAGUUUGCUUACUCUGAUCCUGACAUGUUAGUUCCAGGUUUUGUCAACUUGGUUCCUCCAAGUUCCUUGCCGGAACCUUGUUAUAACGACGUCGGUGGUUACGCUGCUUAUUUGAAGAUUGCUAAGGGGUUGAUGGCUGCUAAAGGGAUAUUGGUUAAUACAUUCACUGAGCUCGAAUCUCAUGCGCUCGAGUCAUUAAACAAUGGCGAGAAGAACCCGAAUGUUUACGCGGUUGGACCAGUGCUACAUCUGAAGAGCCAACCGCAUCCGCAGAUGAACCAUGGUCGAUGGGAGACGAUCAAGAAUUGGCUCGAUCAGCAACCCGAUGAGUCUGUAGUGUUCUUAUGUUUCGGGAGUGCCGGGUUCUUGACUCUGCCCCAAGUGAAUGAAAUGGCUCUCGGUCUUGAACAAAGCGGGCAUAGAUUCCUGUGGUCGUUACGUGUUCCCCCGGCAAAGAACGAAGAAUUUAAGGAUGCAGAAGAGAUGUUGCCGGAGGGAUUCAUGGGGCGGAUACAAGGUAGGGGAAUGGUGUGCGGUUGGGCGCCACAGGUGGAGGUGCUCGCGCACAAGGCGAUCGGAGGAUUCGUGUCUCAUUGCGGAUGGAACUCCGUCUUGGAGAGCUUGUGGUAUGGAGUGCCUACUGCUUCCUUGCCUUUGUAUGCUGAGCAGGCGAUCAAUGCGUUUAUAACGGUGAAGGAACUAGGAUUGGCAGUGAAUCUGAAGAUGGAUUACAGGCCGAACAGGGAUGUUGUAACUGCAGAUGAGGUUAAAAGAGCUCUGUCUUGCGUAAUGGAAGCUGACAGUGAGGUGAGAAAGAAGGUGAAAAAUAUGUCGGAGAUGGCGAGGAAUGCUGUGAAGGAAGGUGGAUCUUCGUUCAGUGCAGUUUCACAAUUCAUUAAUGAUUUAGUUGGCAGUAGCAGCUAAAAAAACUGGAGAUUGCUAGUUUUGUUUCAUCAAUAAAAUGUCUCCUUUGGUCCAUAAAAGAAAGGCCUAAAGCUAAAAUAAAGAAAAAAAUUUAAACAAAACUUCUAAUGUUAUUAAUAUCUCUAUUGGCAUGGUGGUUGUGUUUGACCCGUUCUGAAUAAAUAUGACAUCCAUUUA